GAAGUGAUCUUCAAAACAAAAGUUUUCGGGUCGAAGCUGAGUAGUUCGAAUGUUCAUUUUGGCUUGUACAAUUGUUAUUUUGUUAUUUUAGUGCGUGUAUUUACAUUGAAGAAGUUAAAAAAUAACAAGCACACCAAAAUGGACGAUAAAUUACGUCAAAUGGAAGAUGAGAUGAAUAGAUUUGAGGCUGAGAUUGGUAGUCAAUUGGUUACACCAAUGGUCAGGCCAGUAAUUGGUGCGAAUACUUACAAUCAAGUGGCUAGACAGUUGGAGCAGCAUGAACUUCCAACACCGGUUGUUGCAGCAGCAGCAGCUAGUUUAGCUUUUCCUCCGAUAAUUGGAUUUCCACCACCGCCACCACCACCACCUCCUCCACCUCCACCGCCGCCAAUGUUAAUUCCACAACAAGUAGCAAGACAAGGUGCUGUCCCCUCUAUUACGACGUAUUCAUCGCCUGCGCAAAUAAGUAAUCCAUACUUACCAAACAUGGUGGACCCUUGUUUAAGUGCUACUCCAAAAACUUAUGAAUCUACGUCGACACCAAUGAUUCAUCCCGAAAUUAUUGAACAGAUUAUCAAUACAAAGAUUCCAGAAGAUGACACUAAAAAGAAACCCAAGGUGAAAGGUGUUAGUACUGCAGCAGAAUUAGCUAUUAGCCAAGGUAAAGCAAGUUCUACUAUGGCUAAUGCUAGUGCUGAAGAGACUCAUCCCAAGGGUAAAGGAAAGAAAAAUAAGAAGAUUGUACGAAUGGCUGGUGGACAAAUAUGGGAGGAUCCUUCUCUGCUAGAAUGGGAUGACGAUGAUUUCAGAAUAUUUUGCGGAGAUUUGGGAAACGACGUCACGGAUGAAAUGUUGGUGAGAGUCUUUGGAAAGUAUCCAAGCUUUCAAAAAGCAAAAGUAGUUAGAGACAAAAGAACAAACAAAACGAAAGGAUUUGGAUUUGUAUCGUUCAAAGACCCACAAGACUUCAUCAAAGCAAUGAAAGAAAUGAAUGGUAAGUUAAAUAAUUUCUUAUUAUAA
Messenger RNA from Frieseomelitta varia, 1020 nucleotides. RefSeq names its product RNA-binding protein 42. The record is from RefSeq and is a predicted model, not a curated record. Gene Ontology annotation, molecular function: mRNA binding. The coding region runs from base 139 to 1020 and encodes 293 amino acids. The transcript is spliced from 4 exons. Lineage: Eukaryota; Metazoa; Arthropoda; Insecta; Hymenoptera; Apidae.